Rhineura floridana is the source of this 4500-nucleotide messenger RNA. RefSeq names its product DNA excision repair protein ERCC-5 homolog. The record is from RefSeq and is a predicted model, not a curated record. Gene Ontology annotation, molecular function: single-stranded DNA binding; DNA endonuclease activity. The coding region runs from base 402 to 3875 and encodes 1157 amino acids. Gene Ontology annotation, biological process: nucleotide-excision repair. NCBI's taxonomy places the organism in Eukaryota, Metazoa, Chordata, Lepidosauria, Squamata, Rhineuridae. Gene Ontology annotation, cellular component: nucleus. The transcript has 16 exons.
GCGAAGGAAGCGAGUGUAGGCGAAGGCUAUGCUUCCUGCGAGCGGGUUCGCUUCACCACACAGAUCAGCUCAGGGAGGUUCCCAAGCUUAAGCUGGUGAAGCAUCGCUCUGUAAGAACUACACCUCCCAGCAGGCAGUGCGCCACGAGAAUGCGGGUGUGUUCAACAGGCAGUCGGUGUGAAAAGUGUGCGACGAGGACGUCAUAACAUGGCGGAGGCUGGGGAGGGAGAGGAGGAAUAGCUAAAACUGCCUGGAUAUUAUGCCCCCUCAGUCCUUCAACCCUGCACAAUGCAGUUUUCAGAUGUUCUGGCCUGAGCAUUAUACCUUCCUUGGUCCUUUGACUCUGAUCCCAGAUAUUGUGAGAAAUGAGAUUUAUCUUUCAUUAAAUUAUCAAAAAAAAGAUGGGAGUUCAAGGACUUUGGAAGCUGUUGGAAUGCGCUGGAAGGCCUAUAAAUCCAGAAACACUGGAAGGAAAAAUUCUCGCUGUUGAUAUCAGCAUCUGGUUAAAUCAAGCUGUUAAAGGAGCAAGAGACCGCCAUGGAAAUUCCAUCCACAAUGCUCAUCUCCUCACUCUGUUUCACCGACUUUGCAAGCUGCUCUUUUUUCGGAUCCGCCCUGUCUUUGUUUUUGAUGGUGAAGCACCACUUUUGAAGAGGCAAACUUUGGCUAAGCGAAGACAGCGAAAAGAAGUGGCAGCCACUGACUCCAAGAAAACUACAGAGAAACUUUUGAAGACUUUUCUGAAAAGACAAGCUAUCAAAUCGGCUCUUUCAGGCAAGAGGCAAGAACAUACCCCUCCCUGUCUCUGUGUUUUCACUCCAUAUAUUAAGUUUUUGAUAAUGUGUGUGUGUUUUUUUAGCAAUGCUGAAUUCCCUAGUCUUUCAGAAGUAAGAAGAGAAGAAGUAGAUGAUAUUUAUGUAUUACCUUCUUUACAAGAAGAUAAAAAGAAUAGUUCCGAAGAAGAUGAUGAAAAAGAAUGGGAGGAGCGAAUGACCCAGAAAAAGAUACUGCAAGAAGAAUUGCUUGAAAACCCUCAUUCUGUAGAUGUUGACUCAGAGGAUUUCCUGAGCUUGCCCCCUGAAGUAAAGCAUGAGAUCCUCACUGACAUGAAGGAAUUCACGAAACGAAGGAGAACGUUAUUCGAGGCAAUGCCCGAGGAAUCCAGUGACUUCUCCCAGUAUCAGCUAAAGGGACUGCUUAAAAAAAGCAGCCUAAAUCGGCACAUAGAAAAGGUGCAGAAGGAGAUGAAUGAACAGCACUCGGGCCAAAUCCAGAGCCAAUAUGAAGAUGAGGGGGGCUUUUUGAAAGAAGUGGAAACCAGGAGGGUUGUGUCUGAAGAUACCUCUCACUAUAUCCUGAUAAAAGGUGUCCAGUCCAAAGGAGAUAUCACCAGGGAUCUGGUAACAAAAUCCUCUGGCCAUUCUUCUGUAGUACCUGAAGAUUCAAAGGCUAGUGUUAAUAUCAAAGAGACUCAGGUUAACAGAGAGGCUGAAUCAGCCAGCAGUUCUUUUGCAGCACCUCCUUCCCCCAGAACGGUACUUGCUAUCCAGGCUGCCAUGCUGGGAAGCAGUUCAGAAGAGGAGCUGGAAGAUGAAAGCAAAAAUCAGCUUGAUUUAGAUAAAAGCAUGUCUGGUCCCAGUCCAAAUGCCAGCAACAUGUCCCCAAGAACAUUGAGGGCUAUUCAGAAAGCUUUAUGUGAGGAAGAGGAUGUUACAGCGUUGUUUAGCGACAGUGCUGGUGACAGUCAAGCGGAAAGACCCUCUGUGAAGGAUUUUCUUGCCAGUAGUUCAGAUGAGGACGGUCAAGUACCUGGAGAUCAGGGUGAAAAAAAACUUCAAUUUUUACCUAUCAGGCAGUUGGAAAAUAGAAUCAUGAACCAAGAGCAUGAACUGAAUCAAAGAGAACUCACGUUGGGAAAAGAUCAGAGUGUACCUGAAAGCACAUGCACCCCUUUUGUAGAAAAAAUACCUUCUGAGGCAGAUAAGGAGGAAAGAGGUAUGGAAAUACGGACUUCGCACUCGAGUGCAAGUUCUGUGCAGAAUGACAGUAUAGAUAGUGGCAUGGAGCAGCGAGGAAGGUCUUCAGCACAGAUGUCAUCAGUUGUCCCAUCUCACUCAGACUUUGCAGAGGCAUUCAAAAAUGGCAAACCUGAACCUUUAGUGGAAUUAGUGCACCAACCAGAAAAAAAGGCCUCGGAAGAUAUGCACUGUGCACUCUUGUUUACUUCAGAAAUGGCAAGCCUUAACAAAGAAAGAAUGGAACAUGAAUCACAGUCUGAAGAGAGCGAUUCUGAUGGUAGCUUCAUUGAAGUGGAAAGUGAACCGAGUGGUGAACUUCAGCAUGGACCGUUUGAGAUGUCACGUGCUUCCACUGAACAGGAGGAGGAAGCAGUGUCUGUAGCUGCAGUGGAUGUGAAAGAGGGGGACGAGGGUAACAUGCACAGCCUAACGGAAGAUGCCAGUGAGGAUGCAGACCUGUCUGUCCAGCAGGAUGCUGAAAUUGGAGGCAAGGAGGAUGCAGUUAACGAAUGGCAGGAUAUUAGUAUGGAGGAAUUGGAAGUUUUGGAAACGAACCUUUCUGUUGAGCAAAACACACUUCAGGCACAGAAACAACUGCAGGAGCGUAUUGCUGCCACAGUAACAGGACAGAUGUUCUUAGAAAGUCAGGAACUUCUGCGCCUCUUUGGCAUUCCAUACAUUGAGGCCCCUAUGGAGGCAGAGGCUCAGUGUGCUAUCUUGGACCUCACCGAUCAGACCUCUGGGACAAUCACAGACGACAGUGAUAUUUGGUUAUUCGGAGCACGACAUGCGUAUAAAAACUUCUUCAGUCAGAAAAAGUAUGUGGAAUAUUAUCAGUAUGUGGACUUCCAGAAUCAACUAGGCUUGGAUCGAAACAAGUUAAUUAAUUUAGCCUAUCUACUCGGCAGUGAUUAUACAGACGGCAUCCCUAAUGUUGGCUGUGUAACAGCAAUGGAGAUCUUGAAUGAAUUUCCUGGACGAGGAAUGGAACCACUCUUAAAACUUGUGGAAUGGUGGGCCGAGGCUCAGAAGAAUAGGAAAACACGUCCCAAUCCAUAUGAUACUAAAGUGAAGAAGAAAUUGCGGCAAUUGCAGCUUGCACCUGGUUUCCCAAAUCCUGCAAUAGCAGAAGCCUAUCUGCAUCCUGUGGUGGAUGAGUCAAAUGGAUCCUUUAUUUGGGGAAGGCCUGAUGUAGAGCAGAUCAGAGAAUUUUGCCAGAGUCAUUUUGGUUGGACUAAGUUAAAAACGGAUGAAGUCCUGUUACCUAUCAUCAAACAGCUGAAUGCUCAGCAGACUCAGCUACGUAUCGACUCAUUCUUCAGAUCAGCACAACAAGAGAAGCAAGCCAUAAAGAGUCAAAGGCUCCGCAGGGCUGUGACUUGCAUGAGGAGGAAAGAGAAGGAAGAAGAGGAAAGUGAAGUCCUGGGGUCCACUACCAUCAUUGAGCAAGAAUUUAAGCAGAGUCAAGGGAAGGAUCCUGGUCAAGGUGCACAGCGAGAAGUGGCUGGAGCCCAGAGCCGACGGGGCAAGAGGAAAAAGCAUCCACCCCCCAAAGAGCAGAGUUUUUUGGGGGGAGGCUUCAUAGGGGAGGUUCAGCUCUCAGAAGCAUCCAGUGAGUCGUCGGCUGAAGAGUUGGAGAAUGAGCCCUCCAAAAGGUGCAGGAGAGGGAAAAAUGUGACAGCGCUUGAAACUGACACAGCAAGUCUUGACACCAACCUGAGGGUUAAGCCCACCUGGGACAAAGCAGAGAAUAGCAGCUCCAGUGCCGAAGAAGAAUUGCCUCUGGUGACGGCCAGACCUAUAUUUGAGGGCAAGAAAGCAAGGAGCAAGUCUUCAAGGGGAAGAAGUAGGAAAUAGUGCUAGCUAGCAACAUACAUGGGAUUCUAAAAGAAAUGGUCUUCUGUAUAGCACAAUGAAAUUAGGAAAAGAUUGCUCUCCCUCCCCUCCUCAGCUCUCACCUAUGUUAUCUUAUUUUUGUAUAUAUUAGCAUUGUUUAGAUAAGGGCAUUUUUUUUUAGCAAUUAUGACCUGGAAUUUUUAAACUUCUUUAAAUGUGUAUGAAAUGUCUUCCCCAGAAAACAUCCACUAGAAUAAAUAUGAAUGCCUCCCUUGAAGUUUCUAAAGGUGAUCUGUAAUAUGUGUAUGUUUUUCAUAAUGAAAAUGGCAUCAUUUGUAAUGUUGCCAACCUGUCACUCAGUUUCACACUUCAUGAAAUGUGAUCAGUAGCAUACUAUACAGGGGUUCUGCAUUCUGCCAGAAGAAAAUAUUUUGGGCAGCUUCAGUUCCUCAUACUUUGGUGCUUGCCUGUGUUAAAAAAAACAUUUUAAGUAUGGCAUUCAUUGCAAAACUAUAUCUGAUGGGUAAAGUGGGGGAAUUGAUCAUUCUUCUGGAAGCUACAGAAUAGCUAAUAAUAUCAUGCCAGCAUAACUAAUGUUGGGAUAUAAAUGUAACAAAUAAAUAGAUCAACAAAUUAAAAAUGAGAA